AUGAUAGCGACCAUGGAUUGUGCCCUGGGCAGUGACAACGUCUUUGGCCCUCGCGUCCUUCAAGCCUGUCGCCAAUUUGAUUUCACUCUUCUCUUUGAAGACACAAUCUUCGCAGCUGUGCCUGCAGCUACGUUCCUGCUCCUGGCCGUGUUUCGUCUUCCAGCACUGUUUCGUGGCCCCGUCAAAGUCGACUCGCAUCGACUCGCAACUUACAAACUGGGCUCUCUCGCAGUACUGCUCACGCUUCAAAUACUUCAUGUCGCAUUCCAAACCCAAGCUCCGAUUCUACGUACAGAUGUUGCCUUGGCUGCAAGUAUUCUUCAGGUUGUGGCUACGGCGACGGCUAGCUUGCUUUCAUGGCUCGAAGAUCAGCGCUCCGUUCGCCCAUCGGACAUUAUGGUCCUCUACUUCUUUAUCGCCACUUUAUUGGCAAUCCCCAGAGCACGUACGCUAUGGUUACUCUCGCCCAUGGUCGAAACGCAAGCUAUUGUAUGGACCUUAGUCGCUAUUGCAACAGCCGCAGUUCUGUGUCUUGAGUCAAUUCACAAGACACGCACCUUAAUGUUGGCCUAUAAACAAUCGAGCAAGGAAUACACAUCCAGCUUCUGGGUGCGUAGUUUCUUCAUCUGGAUGCUACCGCUGUUUCAGAACGGCUUCUCGUCAAUACUCGCCCUUCACGACAUGCCCGAAGUAGACCACGACCUACAAGGACGAUCAGCAGAAGAUCGGCUGCUCAAGACCUGGUCCAAGAAUGCAGCCGCACAAAAAAGCAAAUUAGUCCGCGUCGUGUUCCGUGCAUACCUAUGGCCUUUCCUGAGUGCCGUGGUGCCUCGAUUGUGUCUCACAGGUUUCAAAUUCUGCCAACCAUUUCUCAUUUCCGCCACCGUUGGCUUCUUGAGCGAUCUGCAGGUGUCGGACAGAAAGCACUAUGGACCCUCACUAGUUGGGGCUUUUGUCCUGGUCUAUCUAGGAAUGACUAUUUCGACAGCUGUGUACUGGCGCCAGGCAUUCCGGUUCAACACCAUGAUGCGGGCCGGCUUAGUCUCGCUGAUUUACCGACAGACAAACAAGUUGGAAGCAAGUGAAUUCAAGUCGGAAUCUGCCAUCACACUCAUGGGCACGGACGUCCAACGCAUUUCCAGACAAUUUCGCACCCUUCACGAAGCAUGGGCUGCCCCGAUCGAUGUUGCAGUGGCUGUCUUUCUCCUUGCUCGUCAACUGGGCAUCGCGUCAGUGAUACCUGCAAUCAUCUCAAUAUUCUCGGUGCUUGCCACCAUUCCAGUCUCUAAGAUGUCUCGUACGGCGCAAAAGAAUUGGCUCGAACGGGUCCAAGCUCGUCUUGCAAUCACGUCGAGUAUGCUACACGACAUGAAGUCGGUGAAGGCUUUGAGCCUGACCGAGAAGCUACUUGCCUGCGUCGCCGAGUUACGAUCGGUGGAGUUGCAAGUGUCAAAAAGGUUCCGCCGCUUGGUGGUCGGCGAAGUUGUGCUCUCAAAUGCACCUGCUUCCUUGGCGCCUUUUGCAACAUUCGUCGUAUAUGCCAUCAUUCAAUCAGUUCGAGGCAAUCAAACUCUUCUUGCCAGUCGCAUGUUCACUUCUCUCUCAUUGAUCUCCUUGAUGACCGAUCCCCUCCUGAUUUUCAUUCAAACCCUUUCGCCACUGUGGGAGUCAUUGGGUUCGUUCAGUCGCAUAGAGGAUUAUUGUCGUAAGGCUCCGAUAGAGGAGAUCGCUUCCUCAGGUGCUAUAGGCAACGAAAUGGAACUCUCUUCUCGACCGCUCUCGUCUGUGACUCCAGGCGUUGUACUGGAGAUGCGCAAUGCCACCUUUUCAUGGACUGCUGGCGGUCCUCGUCUUCUUCACGGUAUGACUGUCGCAUUUGCGAAGAAAGAAAUCACUGCCAUCAUUGGACCUGUCGGUUGCGGCAAAAGUACGUUUCUCGAAAGUGCACUCGGAGAGACUACCCUCAGAGACGGGACCAUGUCCGCAAUCGCGUCCCCUUCGGUGGCGUAUUGUCCCCAGACCCCAUGGAUCAUGAACGACACCAUCCGUCAGAACAUCAUCGGUCCCGUAGCAUAUGAUCCGAAAUGGUACAACUUUGUCAUUUGGGCAUGCGCGUUGGAACAAGACUUGGAAUCAAUCUCAGGUGGUGAUAUGUCUAAGUGUGGCAGCUCUGGGAUAUCAUUGAGUGGUGGUCAAAAGCAGCGCAUUUCUUUGGCUAGAGCGGUCUAUUCGCGAGCUCCGACUGUUCUUCUUGACGACGUCUUCAGCGGACUUGACAACAAGACUGUGGUGACCAUCAUGACUCGAUUGCUAGCAAGUGGUGGGCAUUUCAGAGAGUCGCGUAAAACGGUUAUUUUCGCUACCCACAAUCACCGUCUACUGCCAUAUGUUGACUGGAUUCUGAUUCUUGAUAAUGGGACGAUAUCUAAAAUGGGAUCCUACAAGGAACUCCAGCCUGACUUACCACAAGAUGAGGAUGACAAUGAGCCGGGAGGUCGCUCUGAAGAUACCAUCACCACUCGAGAGACCGCAGUGUCUGUUCCUUUACUUGAUGAAGCUCUGGCAUCAAUCGAAGAGACUGUCGUGGACGCCGAUGUCGACCGUCGCGACGGAAAGUGGUCGGUUUACACAUACUAUUGUCGCGCCGCCGGAUGGAUACUUUCGAUCUCGCUGGUGGUGGUCACUUUCCUGUAUUCUUUCGCCCAGAGAUACACGGUGAUUUGGCUGCAGGAUUGGGCAAAUGCCAACGAAAACAAUCCCGAUCAGAAGCCCGGAAAAUACAUCGGGAUUUAUGCGUUACUGGUUGGCAUUGCCACAGUGAACCUUUUCUACUCGGCUUGGGUCCUUCUUGUGCCAAUUAUCACCAACACUGGUCGGAACAUGCACUCCCAACUCCUAAGAACGACUCUGGGUGCACCCUUCAGCUUCUUCCAGCGUACUGAUGCGGGUCUCACAACGAACCGAUUCAGCCAGGAUCUGGAGCUCAUUGACAUGGACCUCCCGAUAGAGGCAAUCAACGUUCUUGCUUCUCUUGGAGAGUGUUCUGUUCAGUUGAUACUUCUUUGCAUUCUGGGCAAAUAUCUUGCCGUCGCAGUUCCAGUGCUAGUGGCUGUUCUUUACCUGGUACAGAGCUACUACCUUCGGACUUCUCGACAAGUCCGAUUACUAGAUAUAGAGGCCAGAUCUCCAUUAUUCACGCACUUUGUGGAAACCAUGAAUGGCAUCAAAGUGAUCCGCGCAUUGCGCUGGCAAGAUUCAUUCCAAGUCCGACUGCAGGAUCUAUUGAACGAGUCGCAAAAGCCGUUCUACAUGCUCUUCUGCAUCCGGCAAUGGCUACAGUUGGUGCUUGACUGUAUUGUGAUGGGUCUUGCAGUGGUCCUCGUCUCCCUUGUUGUUUCUCUUCGGGAAAAAUUCAGCGCGAGCAGUGUCGGUGUUGCUCUCAACUUGAUCCUGGUCUUCAACCAAGAUUUAAUGUUAUUAUUACGGUCGUGGACCAUGUUGGAAACUUCUAUUGGAGCCGUCGCCCGUAUCAAGGACUUUGUCGACACCACGCCAUCCGAAGAACGAAGCGGAGAAAGCCUGUCAACUGUGCCCCCGACUUGGCCCAGUCAAGGCCAGUUGAUAUUUGACCGUGUGGUCGCGUCAUACGGACCCGAGUUUUCCCCUGCCCUGGACAAUCUCUCCGUGAAAAUCGAAUCUGGGCAAAAGAUCGCCGUUUGUGGUUCCUCCGGCAGCGGCAAAACAUCUUUCAUUCUAGGGCUUCUGCAAAUGGUCGAGAUCAAAGAAGGACGCAUCGUUCUUGAUGGCAUUGACCUCUCGACUCUACCUCGCAACACUGUCCGAUCUCGAUUCAAUGUGGUUUCGCAAGAACCCUUCUUCAUGCCGGGAACCCUACGAUUCAAUCUCGACCGCGAAGUCGAUGGUCAGCCUGUUGCCGACGCAACACUCAUUCGUGCGCUUGAAGCCGUAGGCCUUUGGAGAAAAGUCAGUGAAGACUGUGUUCGUGGUACCGAACUCGACCAGCCCCUUUUGAUUUCUGAUUGGUCUAUGGGCGAACGUCAACUUCUUGCGCUGGCGAGAGCAUUGGUCAUGAACAGCCCGAUUUUGAUCCUCGAUGAGGCGAUGAGCAGUGUGGACUGGGAGACCGAAGCAACCAUGCAAGCUAUCAUUGACAGAGAGUUCAAAUCUCAAACUGUCAUCUCCGUCAUCCACCGGCUUCGCUAUAUCGAUCGCUACGAUCGGAUCGCCCUUAUGAAAAGGGGUCGGCUGGUUGAAUAUGCACCGCCGGCCGAGCUCCUCCGUACACCUUCAGAGUUUGCCUCGUUCUAUCGUGCAAGAAUGGAUACUCUGUAA
Penicillium diatomitis is the source of this 4353-nucleotide messenger RNA. RefSeq lists its product as uncharacterized. Gene Ontology annotation, cellular component: membrane. Bases 1 to 4353 code for a protein of 1450 amino acids. Gene Ontology annotation, molecular function: ABC-type transporter activity; ATP binding; ATP hydrolysis activity. The record is from RefSeq and is a predicted model, not a curated record. Gene Ontology annotation, biological process: transmembrane transport. The transcript has 13 exons. NCBI's taxonomy places the organism in Eukaryota, Fungi, Ascomycota, Eurotiomycetes, Eurotiales, Aspergillaceae.